Haliotis rubra (blacklip abalone) is the source of this 2667-nucleotide messenger RNA. RefSeq lists its product as uncharacterized. The record is from RefSeq and is a predicted model, not a curated record. The coding region runs from base 271 to 2667 and encodes 798 amino acids. Lineage: Eukaryota; Metazoa; Mollusca; Gastropoda; Lepetellida; Haliotidae. The transcript is spliced from 6 exons.
GUUGAAGUUGUUUACAAAUGGAGGAUAACUCGCUAUCUUGCAAGUGGUUUCGACUGAAUCCUACACAGCCAGCGUAAAAUUGUGUUUCCAGACAGUGUGAGUCUGUGGUGGAUGUGUUCCUCAAGUUAAACCAGUUUGACAAGUCUCCACUAGCUCUAGCAGCUAACGGUACCAAGUCAUAUCAUGGGCUUCCAGUUGAAGAUGGUGUUGCCCCAAACACAUGCAGUAUGAAUACACACGGAACUCCCCAGGCGCCAGGGGACACUAGUAAUGGCAGCCACCUUCCUGAGUCACGAACCUCCUUCCAAUCCAGCACUCCCAGGACUGUCAUGUCUUCUACUGCUGGAGACACAGCUCAGUCCCAAGAGUGCCACAUGUUCCAGAGCUCUGAACAUGCCCCUAAAUGAACAUGAUGUCAGAGAGAUGGAGCUUCUGCAGCAACUAAGUCAGUCCGACUCUAUCAGUGAGGAGUUACAGUAUCAUGCUGCUGCAUCUUCCUUUGAAGACCUUGAACCCCAGAUGGCCUCCACACCUGUAAAAGGAGGGAGAAAUGUAUCCAUGACUAAGAUGCUGAUGAGUUCGGGUCAGUUUGAUAGUGCUCUGGAAUUGCUGACAAAUGACCCUAGAGAUGAGACAGAAAGACUCCAUGAGGACAGCUCAGUGGAAAAUGAGAAACUUAUGUCCCAAUACACACCUGUGAGAGAGAGCCUGCACAAUACUAGGCAAGAAGCUGAAAAGGAGAGUAUUUAUUCAAGUGUUGAGAUCAUUGAAAAAUACAGUGGGCCUGGUGCUCUAACAGAUUUUGUAAAUCCAUAUAAAAUUGGCGUUAGGUCCAGUACAGAAUCAAAAGAUUUAGAUCAGAAUGACAGUAGCAAGAAUGUUUCGCAUGAUAAAAGUACUGCAGUCAACUCAGAAGUAAGCAUGUCAGGUGUUACAUCACAAGAAUGUACUGGAGAUGAUCCUGAAACUGGAAAUAGAGAUGGUUUUGUUUUUCCAAACACAGCUUUGGAAAAAUUACAAAAAGAAAGUGAUGAUUCCAUACCUCUGCAACGGCAAGGGAGUAAACUGAAGUUAAAGACACUAUCUAGCACUGAUGUCACAAACAUAAAAGAUACUGAAAGCUCAGACAAAGCACAGGCUGCCAUGGCAAUUGUAUCUGAUGUCCCGAGCCCUGUCACUCCCAAAGAAAGUGGAAACACAGGCAGGACUGCAGCGGUUCAAACUUCUAAGUUGUCAAGUACAAUGCAAUCCACAGACGAAAGUUCCAGCAGCAAAUGUCCGGUUGAUCCUGCUUUAACAGAGAUGAUAGAGUCACCAGCUUUAACAGAUACCUCGAAGAGGAGACCAUCUGUUGGAAGUCAUUCUGUUGGCUACAUCCCUAUUGUUCAUUAUCCAAAUAGAUGUCCAAGAAGGAUGCAGUCUGAAAAUUACUCCUCGUUUGAUCAUUCUCGAAGAGAGACUGUUGAAAAAACCCAGCCAGUUCAGGAAAACAAGACCGGUGUUGAUGAUAAUGAAAUACAAGGUCAAAUCUCAAAAAGGACCAACGUCUCUCCUGAGGUUGAAAAGUUGAAGAAAGUAAAACUCCUUGAAGUCAAGAUGGAUAGUACAGAAAGGAAACCAGGCAAAACAGAUGUCACAAAUCCUAAGACAUUUCUUGAAGGUGAGACGCAGGAUGUCAGGUCAGGAUCUUAUACCAGUGAUAAAGUCGUAAAUAACAAUUUGAGUGAUAUAGAGUUAGGUGCUAAUAUUGGUGCACAGGCUAAUAAAAACAUGGCUUCCACAAGGUUUGUAAAAAUUCCACCAACAGGUGCUGCAAUUGGUUUACGGCCUAGUUUGGGGGAAUACAAAAGUCCAGAAAUGAUUCUACGUGAGAAGCAACGUAAACUGACAGAGAAAAUGCUAUUUGCAAAUGAGGGACCCUCAUCAAAACCACCCGUGAUAAUUUCAUACUGGAAGAAAGGUGACAAGGUGGUGUCACCUCUUGCAAAACCUGGAAGUUCAGAAAAUCAUAAGUGCAACGAACGUGGGUUCACACAUAAUGCUAGCCCUGGUAACAGUAGCCAUAGCAGCAGAUCAGAUAUUUCAGGUGUUGAUGUGCAUCCCGAACAAUCUGGCUCUUACGAUCCAGAAGGUAAACUCCAAAUGCUAGAAUCUUUAGUGUCUCAUUACAGUGGUGAAAAGUAUGAUACUCCCCUGGCACGUCUUCAGAGACAUGUGGACAGGAUGAGGAACACUUCACAGGAAAGUUUCAAGCAAGAAGAAAAAAGAUUUAAACAUGACAGUACAACAUCAAAAUAUGCAGCUGAUGAAUCCGCAAGAUCUAAUGCUAAUAUCAUUCUUGAUGAAACACGGGAUACAGAUGGAAUAACUCAAAAGCACUUAGAAAAGGAUUUUGAAAUCUCAAGACAAAUAUUCAACAACAGAGAUGAAUGUAAGGGUAGUUCUGAAAGAUCAGAUAGUCAAGGAGAAAUAACACAAAGAAACAUUUCAUUACCAAAGAAAUACAAUCCAAUUAAGUACCCAAUAGAUAAAGAUGAAAAAAAGUUAGAACAGACUGAUAGUGCUGCUAGCACACCAGAGUAUACAACCCCUUCUAAGUUAUUACAAAAGUAUCAAGAGAGGGAAGGCGUUCGAGAGAAAAGUCCUGGAUAUGACAAGGCAAUCUGA